Messenger RNA from Ipomoea nil (Japanese morning glory), 1230 nucleotides. RefSeq lists its product as uncharacterized. The transcript has a single exon. NCBI's taxonomy places the organism in Eukaryota, Viridiplantae, Streptophyta, Magnoliopsida, Solanales, Convolvulaceae. The coding region runs from base 1 to 1230 and encodes 409 amino acids. The record is from RefSeq and is a predicted model, not a curated record.
AUGCCAAACGAUUUUCCAAUACGGGUAGGACCUCCUCAACGAAAGCCAAACAUUCCACCUAAACCCUCAACAACCAAGAAAUCAAGAAAGAUAGUAACAGAGGAUAAACAGAAUUGGUUACCAAAUGAAGAAGAUGAAAACUCUGGUGGUGAAAGAGUAAGAACCCGAGCCCAAAAGAAGUCUCAACUAUCUGCCAGAAAGGAGGGAAAACGAAAGAUGAAAACAUCAACCAAAGUGGUUAGACCAUCUGCCAAGGAAAAGGGAAAACAGAAAGUAGUUAAUGAUGGUGACAUGUCAAACAUACCUAAACCCCACAGUACAACCUUUUUAAGAAAGGAAUCCGUAAGCUUGUGGAAAAGAAUAGUGGAGAAAAAGGUCAUUAGCCAAAAAUUGCUUAUCAUAGAUAGGCUAGACAGUUCAGAACACAUUCAGGAAGUUCUAAUCACAAACCAACUUUUGGGAACAGUGACCAAUGUUGAGCCCUAUGAUGAACAAGUGAUACAAGAGUUUUAUUGCAACCUAACAAAAACCACCUCUGUACCUAGCAGCCCUAUGUAUGGAAAUAUAUACUUAAGAGGGAAGUUCUAUGAUUUCAGACCAGACACUAUCAACAGCUACCUAGGGACACCUGAAGCUGAACAAAACAUGGAAAUAAGCAGUGAGCAAGUUGCACAGGAACUUACAGCUGGAAAUGUUAAGUUUGAAAAGAACAAAAUCAAAGCAGCUUCCUUAACAAGCAAGUAUGCCAUCCUCCAGAAAAUUGCUCUUUCCAACUGGAUGCCUUCAUUACAUGAAUCCACUGUAAAGUGGACCUUAGCAGAACUGCUGUACAAGAUAGGGAAAGGGAUUAAGAUCAACAUGGGUAGCAUCAUACAUUCACAAAUCACAAACCUAGCAGAAGACACAAAAUCCAACACCUCCCUGAUUUUUCCAAACCUCAUCUUUGCCAUCCUGACAAAACAAGGUCUCAAAACUCAUGGGCCAAAGACCAUGGUAAAAAACAUCAACACUACAGUAAAACUGAGGAAGGGAAACCAUCAAAAUGAUCUAAAGACCUUUGCUCCAAAGGACAAUCCACUUGAUUCCAAGACACUAAUAAACUACUUUGAGGGAAGAUUGACAGAGUUGGAACACUCAGAAAAACAACUCCUAAGAAAACACAUGGACAUCAAGGAAGAAAAAGCAGAGAUAGCUGAAUGGCUGGCAAUCCUAAAAGCAGAAAAUGAAUAA